GUCGUAUUAAGAGGUCCUGUGUAACAACCCAAGCUCGACGCUGGGGGGGGGGGGGACUCGGUGAGCCGGAGUCAUGCCGAGGGCGCGCUGGAGACUUGUAAACUGGAGACUGCGCAUUUAUUUGUGCGCCCGGCCGAAUCAGGAAACCAGGGCACAGCUGCCAAACGACUCCCCGGAUGACUUGCCGGAAACGGGUAUUUGCUAAGAGAGCCCAUCGAUGUGAUAUGCACGAAGUCUGGCCACCCACUCUCCACGCAAGGUCGAAUGCGUGUGGUCCAAAGGCCCAGCAGACAUAUGCGGAACACAAGCCGGUAUGCAAUGUGAUCGCGGAAGGCAGAACAGGCUAAAAUGUGGCAUGAUGAUCAUCUGCAAGAUGCAUCAAAAAGAGAAAGAUGCCCCCAAUAAACGCUGGACCGAGCCAGGGGCUUGUGACAACGCAGGCUGGCAGGCUGGCAAGCUGGCAGGCGAUGGCUGAUACCAAGAAAGCCUCAUGAGAUCCAUUUCCGCCGUCUCUGAGACAACAUGUGGGAUUGCUGGCCCAACAAUGGCAUGCUGAGGGGGUGCCCGUGAAGGGCAGCGAGCCAAUGUUCGAGGCAGUGGGCCUUCUGUGGCUUCGCUUUAUCUCGACGGCGUGGAGGACGGAGGGCAGCUUGAGCCGUCUCUGGCUCACGAGAAACCUGAUUUUGGCGGGCCGCAACGGACAAAAGGCGGGGUGUAGGCCUGCUGGGUGUAUAGGCGGCAAGACAUGGUUCAGGAAGAGCGCAAUGGGCACAUAGCUCGCACAUAGCUCGCACCCGUACGUGCAAGCCCAACGAGGGCAGGGUCUGCCGCCACAGCAGCCGCUGACUCUCACUGAAGAGUCCCUCAGUCCAUCUCUCACUUCUUGCCGAGUACCGCACAGCCGCACUGAAAGGCAGCACGGAUGGCCGCGGGCCAACGAGAGACCACUUUUCUUUCCGUUUUUGUCUGGGCAAGUCGGCGAGGCCCUUAUUACUGUCGCAAAGACCGCAGAGCUUUGUGCAGACACCCAUCUAGCAUUAUAAAGGGAUCGACCAAGACCUGCCCAGGUGGCAGAGAUUGUGCUGUGCGUGUCUCAAAAAAUAUCCCACAAAUCCAAUGGUAGAGACUCGACCCUACAGGGAGGAUCUGACAACAAAGGUGUAUGCUCAUGACUCUUCUUCAUGGCCGGGCCUGGGCUACACUGAUGGGAGAGCAGCGAGGGCCGUCGACUCCAAGUGAACCAGCUCGGAUUGGAUUGGAUUGGCGGAUACGACGGUUGAGAUAAGACUUGUACGGAUGGAUCAUGGAUGGCAGAUGCGACUUGACAGGUUGACAGGUGACAGGUGACAGGAGGUGGAAGGUGACAGGCAGGGGUCGCUCGAGCCAACGGGCAGGGAAGUGUACAGUAGUGCUCGGUACUUGACUGUAGUCUACAAAGGUGCGCUGAUCUUUUUGGACGAAGUCUCGUCUCUCCCGCCCGGCACGGAGAUUUGUGAUCUUCACAAGGGGGCCUCGAAUGGGCUGAACGGUUGUGUCUGUGCCCGCUCCAUCCAACACAACCCAAUCUAUCCAUCUACAAUCUAAUCUCUUGACCACAACUCGGCCAGACGCCACCAUGAUUCUGCUAUGCGACCACCACGACAAGAGACAGACAGCAUCUGGCCCACCUCAGCACGCCAUGCCGGCCGGGACGAGAAUGACCUCCUGGCUUUGGUCCCGCUCGUGGGCUCGUCACACGGUGCAUGUUCCGGAGUUUGUCAUCCCGGAAAGCCGUCCCAUGGCCCCCAUCGACGAAGCCACAUCGUGGUAGGCCGUCGCUGUCCGCUGCAUCCGUCCUGCCCCUCGACAGACACGGACAGAUGCGGAACCCAGGAUCAAUACAGUUGAUCCGACUCGCUUGGCAGCGAGGCUUGUUUGGACUUGUGGGCGCAUGUAUUCGACAAAGAACAAUGGACAAGUGACCAAUCUACAAGAGGCGCGCCUCUCUGGCACUAAGCAUGGCCCAAGCAGAGUCAAGCAGCAGGCAGGCAGGUCAGGAAGAUCAUCCUGCAAGGUCCCAGAUGCAGGGAGACAAGGUUCCCCAGGAACGGCAGGCUCAAGUGCAGCUGGCCGGCGUCCUGCCCUCUCGCGGACUGUCUGUCGAGCAGCACAUAACGGCGACUAGCAUAUACACCACUGCCACUGCCACUACCACCACCACUGUCCGGACGCCUCAAACGGUCGGUGGCUCGAGGCUCAAGGCCGAUCCCAUCAUCUCGCUCGCUCUUUGUCCAUCUUGACGGGGGUUGUGCCGUCCGGUCGUCGGCGUGCGGCUCUGCGAACAAAGAGCCAGCCACUCAGCUACAGCGCCUUCACGGCGUCGCAAACAGGACAUGGAGACUCGGUUGACAGCCCUCGUUCGAGGCCCUGGGACAAGUAGUCGACAUCGAGGACGACGAGCUGAUCACCUGGGCCUCAACGAGUUCGUCCAAGAGCGGCUGCGGCACGGCAGCUCCAAUUACGUCUGAGCAUGCUUGCUUUUCCGUGGUACCCCCAGCUCGACGUCUCUCAACCUGCAUGGUACUUCACGCAGCCUCACUGGCGUCAUGGGCGGCCUAGAGGCUUCAGAAAUCUUCCAAUGGCGAGCAGCCUCACCUCGCACUGUCUGCCUGCCCCAACCGUGGCCAGAUGCCGAGAUCGUCCCUGGAGACUGCGGAAGGCAUUUGGCGAUGGGGCCCGGCCUGUCAAGCUUGGCUACCCACCGCUGUGUCUCAAACUUGAUGGCCGUGAGGCCCGCUCUGGAAGGCGCCAUUACCGUAUAGGCCAAUUUCAUUCCAGUUUCCCACCAUCACGACACUCGCUGUGGGGCAGAUCUACCGGUUCAUGCACCUUGUUUCUUCUCCAGGCGCGACUCUACUUCUCCAUGUCGGCCGGGGGUAUCUGUGUCCCACGCUGUGAGCUGUACUUUGGUUGACAGGCAGGGUACUGUGGGGUGGUCUGGCCGCUCAGAGGUACUGAUCGAGCUGCAAAGGACCACCGAUCUAUCGAUAGACCCUGCCCACGGCCUGCCCAUCUGCUCCCCAAGGGUGCUACAAGUCCCGACUAAAACAGAUGCUUCAUGCAAGCAAUAGGCUGGUGUAGGGAUGUGUAGUGUAUGUUUCGCUCAAACGUCUGGACGAGGCCCCAACCUCGAUUCUCUUUUGGGGCUGGCCCACGUCUGCCGCGUCUUUUUUGGGUGUGCCACCCCUACGUAUUGAGCAUCCACCAGUGGCUAGGGCUUUUCAUUCCAAUGAGCCGCGCAACUCUCUGCGUAUUCUUAUAUCGGACCCGACGACCUCCCUGCUCGAAAAGCCACCGUUCAGUGAAGCUCGACAACCCCUUGGGCCUCGUGUGCCCUUCGACAUAUCAGACUAUAUCAUUCUGGCACUCCUCCAUCACAUCCCUUCUCGACUCCCUCGGCCCGUGAUCCAGCUUACUCACCUCCACUCUUCCGACUUUUGGAAUGACAUCCAGGGGACAGCCCAAUAAGCAAGUUCUCGGCCCAGACAGCUAUACCUCCAGUAACAGCCAGAACAUUCACCUAUUCGAUCAGAACAUGGACGCAGACGACAGCUUCACCUUCGGCUUCAACAGCCAGUCCAUUCCAUACUCUUCAUCCUGCCCUUCAUCAUCUGGGAGUUUCUCCUCGGCCUCUUCGCUAUACGAUGCUCUCACGCCCCCGCCCAGAAACUCAACUCCACAGCACCCCAUGGACUUUGAUAUCGCCUUUGGCGGUGAAUCCAUGAUGUUCGACGAAUUCACACCCUCGCCGCCAUCGUCAUCUGGCUGCUUUCCUUUGGACAUGAAAUCUACAGUGGCUCCCAAUAUGCUUUGUCAUGGUAUGCCAAUGACACCCUCUAGGAGCAACAGCUCGGCGGGGGCAUUCCAGAGCAAUGUGGACUUCACUCCAACACAAAGCAUGGACGCGUACAAUUUCAUGGACCCUCUCAUGAUCCCGACUCCAUCCCCACUGUUUAGUAGCCAUAUGCCGAACUGCGACAUGACAGCAAUCUGGCAGCACCAUGCGGAUGGGAGCCCCAUAACCUUUGAGCGGACUUCCUCGCCGGCGGUGGCCAUGACGACCCCAACACCUGGCCCCUUGGGGAGCUCUCACGGAAACAUCAGGCGGAGAAUCGUCAUGGACGGACCCCAGCAAAAGUCAGCAUUAUUACAACAGAGCCUCCCUAAAACAAAUUCUGGCAAGGGUCGCACUUCCAAGGCCAAGCAGGUGUCAGGGAAGCUUCCUCCACUCCAAGAAGGCUUCAAGGUCUCCAAGGCCCCGGCGAAUAGGCAUCGAUGUGAAUACCCCGAGUGUAACGGCAAGAGCUAUUCCAGGCAGGAACAUUUGAAGAGGCAUUAUAACGAAGCACACUCGGAUAAUCCAGAAACAUGGCGCUGUGAAUUCUGCGAGACUCCCAAAACUUUCGGUAGAUGCGACAAUUUCAGAGACCACCUCAAGCGGCACAUAGAAAAGUCUGCCGGCAGCAGGACGAGGCACGAGAUAGGCGCUGCUAUCUUGCUUGCAGAAAUGCAAAGCAAGAUGAAGAACAAGAAGAAGACUACCACCAGAUCAACGACACCAGGCACGGACGAUGGUAUGAAACCAGUGGACAGCUUUCUAUCAAAGUCUGCGCGAGGCCUGGUCAAAGCCGAAUCCUCCUAGCGAGGGCCCACCAAGCUCAUUCCGCAUCAAGUGGGACGGAAAGGCCUCGAAAUCCAAGGCACGGCAAGACGACUGGUUCUCACACGCAUUACGCUCAUACGUUGGAUUUGCCCACUUCGAAUCUGCAUCCUCGUACCGCCAUACACGCACUCAUAAUACUCCAGGAUGUUUUGUAGUUGGCACGAACUGUUCCGACGGCGCAUAAUUCGCGGCGUCGCCAUCCACCCGGCGCAUAUCUGUCUUUUUUGGAGGUGUUCAGGAGCUGGCGCUCAACAUGUUCACAGCAAUUAUGUACUGAAUAUAUUCUAUCACUUUAGGAGCCUGCUGUGAGUCGCUGUUACUAAAAAGCGUUUGGGGGGGGGGAGGGUGGACCUGGGACAAGUCCCCAAAUGGGAUAGGCGUUGAAAAUGGCCGUUGUGCAAAAGGCCUUGGGAAGGACUGGGAAGGCGGUGGCGAUUGUACAUGUCCUAAACUCUGUCAGAUACCACUGUCCUUGCGCAUCUCUUGCUCAAGAUCGAAUCGCAAAAGUCCAUUUCUCUUGCCCUGUACCCUUUCUUCGCCUUGGUCUCUCUCGCAAUACAGUCUGACAGUCAAGCUAGGCUGCGGACUACGUCUCAGUGUCAAAGUUCUGUCCGCCCUCCUCCCCAGCCAGCAUUCCUCAGCCUAGCUGGGGCCGCGGACACCCCAAGGACGACUCUCUCGUCUCCACUGCCGUUUCUCCUCUCCGAAGGGUGUCCAGCCAUCAGGCCGGACUGACACUUGUUCGGAUCGCUCCCGAGUGAGACAUGGUAGGCACUGUGCGACUGGUGUGAAGGCCGGGUAUGCACCGGAGAUCUGAACUGACAGACUGACAAGAGGCUACCCGAGACUGGCAGCUGGCAGCUGGCAGGGACACUUGGUUCUUGGUGCCGUUAUCAAAGCUCACCAUCGGCCGAUGUGCUGUCGCAGGCCUCCUCCCCCCCCACCCGAGACAAUACUGUGCCUGUCUUCCGUCACCAGAUGCCGCGACGCGUGCUCUUCUCAUCUGACGCGAACUGAGACCUCGUGAACGCGGUCCCCCGGGCGAGACAGCGGCAGACUGUGCUGAGUGAGACCCCCCGGCCCAACCUUGUGCGACCGCUCCAUUCCACUUGGGCACGAACAAAGUCGAAGCCCCCAGGCCCCCAAGCGCCCCCAGCCCUGCCGGCAUUAACAGGAGCCCAUUAGGCCAGAUCGGUGCAUCUCUCCCUCCAUCUUGCCUCCUGUCUGCUCCCCCGCCCCACCCGGUCUGCCGGUCUGCCGGUCGAUGUUCUCCCGUCCUUCCGCACUGACUGGCCUGGGGCGAUAGUCCCAAAACCCCACGCGUCCCAGAUGAGGCUCCUGGCGGGAGGACGCGGUGCGCGUCCUCGCUCUGGAAUGAAUGUCUUUGCCGUUUCGGCUGGUCUGGUUGGGAAAUGGGAUUUCCUGGUCGGGUACGUCAGGAUGAGCCGGGCAGCAUCUCAGUCAGGCUGGCUGGCAGAUGGCCCAGAUUUACGUGGGAGAGGAAUUGGUACUGCAGCAUCUGCAGCCUGCAGCCACUACAUGCCGGUGGGGUGCGACAGACUGGCUGGUGCCUUGCAGGAGAGGCAGAGAGGGUCGUUGACGUGCAGCUAUACCAGAUAUCCUCCGGCCUGGCAGCCUGGCUGGAGUGCCAGCCACAUCCCCUGGCCCAGAACCACCGGAAUUUCCACCAAGUCAAAC
This is a messenger RNA of Diaporthe batatas, 6400 nucleotides long. RefSeq lists its product as uncharacterized. The transcript has 2 exons. NCBI's taxonomy places the organism in Eukaryota, Fungi, Ascomycota, Sordariomycetes, Diaporthales, Diaporthaceae. The record is from RefSeq and is a predicted model, not a curated record. Bases 3482 to 4681 code for a protein of 399 amino acids.